Molecule: messenger RNA, 1084 nt
Organism: Helianthus annuus (common sunflower)
Lineage: Eukaryota; Viridiplantae; Streptophyta; Magnoliopsida; Asterales; Asteraceae
Product: 50S ribosomal protein L7/L12
Exons: 2
Coding region: 187-825 (212 amino acids)
Biological process (GO): translation
Cellular component (GO): ribosome
Molecular function (GO): structural constituent of ribosome
Source: RefSeq, a predicted model, not a curated record
GUUUGGGCCCAAUGGCCCAUAAACGAAUAUAGUGUAAAACCCAAAACCUCUUCCCUGUCGUAGCAUCAGUUUGGAGCUCCGUCAUUUCAAAGAAACCAGAAAAAUCAUUCCUAUACAAGAGCUAGCAAAUGGGUUUUCUAUAGGCCAGUUGAAAACUAAACGGGCGAUCAUAAAAGUGAAAAAAAAAUGAGUUUGUUUUUAAGGCUUAGGCAUCAUUUACCUUAUGGAUUCCGUUCAAAUUCUAUGCAUUCUCCCGUUAUUGCACUCAAUUACGUAAAGUCAACAGGUUUGACCCGAAUGUUCAGUCAACCUGCAAAACAAGUGGAAGAAGAAGUAGAGAUCGACCAAAAGCGACUCCCAACAGAUUACGACCCCGCAACAUUCGACCCAACCGAACACCGCAGCCCACCAACCGAACGCGUAUGGAGACUCGUAGACGAAAUGUCAUCACUCACAUUAGUUGAAGUAGCUGAACUUUCGUCGAUAAUGAUGAAAAAGAUGGGUAUGAAAGAGCCGCCGGUUGUGGCGGUGAUGAAGCCAGGUGCCGCCGGGGUAUCGGGUGUGGCGGCAAAAGGUCAAACUGCAGCAAAGGAAGAGGCAAAGCCCGAAAAGUCCGUCUUUGAGUUGAAACUUGACUCGUUUGAAGCAGCUUCGAAGAUCAAGAUUAUUAAAGAAGUGAGAAGUGUUACUGAUCUCGGGCUUAAAGAAGCGAAAGAUUUAGUUGAAAAAGCGCCCAUUGUGUUCAAGAAAGGAGUGACGAAAGAAGAAGCCGAACAAAUCAUCGAGAAAAUGAAAGCCGUUGGUGCCAAAGUUGUGAUGGAGUAAACAUCAAAUGAACGGGUAUCCCUCAAUCGUUAAAUCUCGUUUUCUUGUAGGAAUUAUUGAAAGACAUGAACGGGUUUUGUUAGCGUUAGGCGUCUAGCAGCAUACGUACACUUAUGCAUGUUUAUGGACUAUUUUCAAGUGGGAAAGUUUGGGUUUGCCUUUCUGUUAUUGUUCUUUUGAGAGUUGAGAUGUAUGCUAAUUGGUAAGAAACACAAUAAUAUGAUACUCUUUUUUGAUUGUAAUGAUUUAGUUCAUUGGA